AUGACUACAAUAAGAGAUUAAUCAAGCUGGAUUGAAAUAGAAAAAUAAAAGAAUUUAUCUAACUUGAAAACUAUAGCCUUUGCUUCAGCAGCUCAUGAAUUAAGGAAUCCAUUAAAUGCCAUAAAUUUCUCACUUUAGGUGCUCUAAGGCUUCAAAUAAGAACAAGAUGCAAAAGAUUACAUGAAAACUGCUCUUAAUAGUUCCAAAUUGAUGUUAUCUUUGAUUAAUGAUAUUCUAGAUUUCUCUCAGUUAGAAUCUAAUAGCUUGAUACUUAACAUAUCAGAGGUAUAUAUAGCAGAAAUUCUGAAGGAUUGUGCUGCUAUUCUUGAAUUAAAAGCAAAUAUGAAAGGAAUUAAGUUAAUAGCUACAUUGUCUGAAAAUUUUCCAGAUAUUAUUUAUACAGAUCCAAAUCGUCUACAAUAAAUAAUAAUAAACCUAUUGUCCAAUGCAGUCAAAUACACUCAAAAGGGUUUCGUGAAGGUCUCUGGAACUUAUCAUUAAAAUGAGAAUCUCAUUCAUAUUGAGGUAUUAGACUCAGGCGUAGGAAUGGAUGACCAAUAGAUUUCAAAACUAUUUUAAGCAUUUACCAAAAUACAAUCUAAUAGACAUUUGAACAAAGAGGGAGUUGGUUUGGGGUUAACAAUUAGCAAAAAUCUUUCAAAAGCCUUAGGAGGAGAUAUUACAGUUAAAUCUCAAAUAAACAUAGGCUCAUCAUUCACACUAAAGUUGCCAAUGAAUAAAAUGAUGAUGAACCAUCAAUGUAUAGAGUUUAAGUCCACGUAAUGCCAAUCUAAUCUGCAAGUUAGAAAUGCUUAGUUAUCAUAAAGUGUAGAUCUUGGCACUAUAGUGACCUCAUAAAAUAACUCAAUAAAUCUUGAUAAAAAUCUUAGAAAACUACAUGAAAAUUUCGACUAUUAUAUAACCGCUGAGGAAAGAUAAUUAGGUCUAUCAAACUAAGAUAUAACAGUUGAAUUUGUUGAUGAAGAAAAUUAGCUAAAAUUGGCUUCUAAAUAAUGUAGAAAGAAAUUCAGUUUGCAGUUGGAAGAGGAGAGAUAAAUUUAUGUGAAUUCGAUAUUCAAAUAAACAGGAAGCUAAUUAACGAAUUUUAAUAGAUAUAGCGAAUUAAAGAUAAAUGACUAUGAUUCAAAUAGAGAGUUCUAGUUAGGAAGUCGCUCCUAAUGUUAGUGCCCUAGGAUCCUUUUAGUCGAUGAUGAUCCAUUUAAUAUUUUCGCCUUGUAAGGCUUGCUAAAUCAUCUUUAAAUUUAAUCCUUUGACAAAUGCUUUAAUGGAGAGUAAGCAAUUGAGAAGGUUAAAUAAUUGUUCAAUAUGAGAUGUGAAGAUCAUCAUCAAUUGAAGUUAAUACUCAUCGACAAUCAAAUACCAUCCAUGUAGCUUCAAAAAGAAUGA
Molecule: messenger RNA, 1407 nt
Organism: Stylonychia lemnae
Lineage: Eukaryota; Ciliophora; Spirotrichea; Sporadotrichida; Oxytrichidae
Source: the annotation of a GenBank genome assembly